This is a messenger RNA of Nerophis lumbriciformis (worm pipefish), 4081 nucleotides long. RefSeq names its product PDZ domain containing 8 (gene pdzd8). Gene Ontology annotation, cellular component: mitochondria-associated endoplasmic reticulum membrane contact site. The record is from RefSeq and is a predicted model, not a curated record. Lineage: Eukaryota; Metazoa; Chordata; Actinopteri; Syngnathiformes; Syngnathidae. Gene Ontology annotation, molecular function: lipid binding; protein binding. Gene Ontology annotation, biological process: mitochondrial calcium ion homeostasis.
GUAGCAGAUGAUAUGGCAGCUCGGAGGAACUCGCUUCGAUGAAGACGACUCGUUGGAUUAUGAAGACACUUUGGCGGUGAAAGGGCGACGAGGCAGCUGCCUGGAGAUGAUUUACCUAAUCGUCAUUUCUGCGUUGUCCGGUGCGGUGCUCACCUUGGUGCUCCAGUUGUUGCUGCUGUACCGGAGGUGCCCGGAGCCCAUAAAGAGGACCGAGCAGUACGUCAAAGUAGUGGCCGACAAGGCGUUAAAGGAUUACUUUCAUACUCAACAUGUCGACGCCGGCCAGCAGCAGGACGGCUCGGCCUCGUCACGACCGCCGGAAGCCACCGCCGGCAGCCCCAAACAACAACAACAACAACAACACGGCGACUGUGCCGACUCGGACAAAGCCGAAAGCUGCAAUUUCCUCAAUGCCAUCUUCCUGUUCCUGUUCCGGGAGCUGCGGGACACUCCCGUGGUCCGACACUGGCUCACCAAGAAGAUCAAGGUGGAGUUCGAAGAGCUGCUGCAAACCAAGACAGCGGGUCGGCUUCUGGAGGGACUCAGCCUGCGAGACAUUUCCCUCGGGGACUCGCUUCCGGUCUUCAAAACCGCCAAACUCAUGAAGCCCGUCCACGUGAACGACGACGGCCUGCCGGAGGAGCUCAACUUCGAGGUGGACAUGGAGUACAACGGCGGCUUCCACCUGGCCAUCGACGUGGACUUGGUCUUCUGGAAGUCUGCCUACCUGUUCGUCAAGAUGAGGCGCGUGGUCGGGCGACUCAGGCUGCAGUUCACGCGCCUGCCCUUCUCCCAUUGGUCCUUCUCCUUCCUCGACGACCCGCUCGUGGACUUUGAAGUCAAGUCCCAGUUCGAAGGACGACCCCUCCCUCAGCUCACGUCCAUCAUCGUCAACCAACUCAAACGAGUCAUCAAGAAGAAGCACACACUACCCAACUACAAGAUCAGAUACAAGCCUUUCUUCCCAUUCCAAGUGCAGCCUCCUCUGGGACUUUCUUCUGAUUUGGAACUGUCAGUCCAGGACAGACGGCUGGUGGAGGGCCGACUCAAAGUCAGCCUAAUUGAAAGCAGCAGACUCUUCAUCCUGGGCUCGUAUGAUAGAGAAACCUACGUUCACUGCACGCUGGAGCUCAGCAGUCACCAGUGGAAGGAGAAGACUCGCAGCUCCAUCAAACGAACGGAGGUUAUCAAGGGACCAUGUGGCAACGUGGGAAUGACGUUCAGGCAUGUGCCAGCCAGUGAGGGCGAUGCGGUACAUGUCAGCAUUGAGACGGUCACGCCCAAUUUCCCUGCAGCUUUGGCAGACCUGCAGCGAGGAGAUCGCCUCAUUGCUAUUGGAGGUGUCAAAGUGACUUCGUCAGUUCAAGUGCCCAAACUUCUUAAGCAAGCUGGAGACAGGGUAGUGGUUCUGUACGAGAGGCCAGUUUCCCAUCAGACUCCCUCCCUGGGAAGCUUGGGAACGCCUCAGGAGGGAUCUGGGCAGCUAGAAGAACCAGGUUUCAUAUCCCAUCCAGGGGGGUAUGAAGAAGAUCCAGCCCCCAUCACAACCCUGUCUGACAUAUCUGACAGUAAAGACAUGGACUCUGAGUUUGAAGAGUUGAUUGUCGACUCCAAAACCAGCCAAAAUGUUGGCCCCACUGAUACUAAGGAGGAAGUCUUACUUACAGUAAACCAAAGCCCCAAAAGAACCGUGGCCACCUUGGCUUCUAAACCACUUGGGACCAUAUCGCCUAUCCUUAACCGCAAGCUAAAUCUUGUAGGUCUCCAGUCCCCGCUAAAGCCUCAAACUAAAGAAUCACCAAAGCCCUCACGACAGAAGACAAACAAUGAUUCAGCAGAUAGUUUACAACGUCCCACUGUGCCCCCUCCACCCCCACCUUCCCGCCCCCCAGUGCCUCCAAGACCUCAAAUACGGUUGUCAUCUGUCUGCUCAGAAAACAGUUUUUCUGACAGUGUUGAUUAUGCUAUUAACACUCCUGCCAUUUCUACUGUGACCACUACCAUCUGCGCUUCUGAGAAAUCUGACGAAAAAGCUCCUCUGACUGGAGCUAGUGAGGACACGGUUGUCUUUGAGAAGAUAAGUGUCAAGCAGAUAGAGGCCAAGUCCAACAGGCCAUCAGAGUCAAGUGAUGAGAUUUCUGUCUCAUCCAUCACCAGCAGCAAGGCUGACCAGGCAAAGGACAAAGUUUCAGAGAGUUCCUGCAGCACACGAGACAGUCUAGAAGAUCACUCUCUCUGGGAAUCCCAAGAGACGAUGUUUCGCAAUCAGACAGCACGUUGGCCUAAGGCCUCUGCUGUGUUUGAUGUGGAGAGCAACCAUAAGUACCUUAACGUGGCCCUUUGGUGUAAAGAUCCCUUUAAGCUAGGCAGUUUGUUGUGCCUGGGUCAUGUCAGUCUUCAGCUGGAGCAUGUCGCCCUCGAAUGUAUGGCAACGUCCUCAGCAGAAUAUCAGAGCACGUUCAGGCUUGGGCCUCCGGAACCGAGAGCUAAUGUCAGCCGCACUGCACUACGCAGCCUCAGUGCCCACAAGGGUUUCAAUGAGAAGCUGUGUUACGGAGACAUCACGCUGAAUUUCUGCUACCUGGCAGGGGAUGAGUUUGACUAUGCUGGGCCGGCUGAGAGAGAGCGAGAAGGCAGUCUCCAUGAUGAUGAGCUAAGGGAGAGGGACCGUAUUGCCACAGCGCCUCGUGAUGACUUGGCCUAUGGUGCCGUGCAGCUGGUCGAGGUGCGCCACAACUUUCAAGACACCCAAUUCCAAAAUCCUACCUGGUGUGAAUACUGCAAAAAGAAGGUGUGGACCAAGGCGGCCUCUCAGUGUAUGAUCUGCGCGUAUGUAUGCCACAAGAAAUGCCAGGAUAAAUGCCUUGCUGAAAAUCCCUUUUGCGUGGCAGCAACGGAACGUCGAGGAGCUGACCCUGAUGCCAAGUUCACCAUUAAUCGGGCCACUGGCUUAACCCGGCAAAUCAUCAACACUAGCUCCCGUCUGCUUAAUCUCCGGCAGGUCCCUAAGACUCGUCUGGUUGAGCAGGUACCUGAUGUGGUACCUGGAGUGGCUGACCCUUCCCCAAAGCAUACUCCCAACACUUCAGACAAUGAGAGCAGCGACACAGAGACCUACACAAGUGGUGCCAGCCCCUCCAAGCAAUCAGCUGGCAGUGGGGGAAGCAGCAAACUUGUCCGCAAGGAAGGCGGUUUGGACGACAGCGUGUUCAUUGCUGUCAAAGAGAUUGGCCGGGACCUCUACCGAGGUUUACCCACAGAUGAGCGUUCCCAAAAACUGGAGCUGAUGCUGGACAAGCUGCAGCAGGAAAUUGAUCAGGAGUUGGAGCACAACAACACUCUUCUGUUGGAAGAGAGAGAGACCGCAGAUCCGAGGCAUAAAGUGCUGAUCAGUUCAGCUCUGUCCAAGUCCGGGGAAAGACUCCAGGCACUCACUCUGCUCAUGAUCCACUACCGUGCAGGCAUUGAAGACUUGGAGUCGGUGGAAAGCACCUCUCCUUCGGAGCAACAAUGUUUUAAGGGCAAAGGCGAUGCACUGGACGACGAGGCCCUGACGGGAGCUGAGGUCUAUGACGGCGACAUCUGCAGCCCAGCGGAGGUCCAAAUGUUAGAUGACAUUACUGAGGAACAGAUCUGUGUGGAAGCUCUUCACUGAACACAACUAGAACAAGACAGAAGAGGAACAUUUUUUGGGGGUUGGGGGGUUGGUUUGAAAGGGUCUUACCGUCCAUGUGGGUUAUUUUGUGGAAAGGAAAUGCAGGUGGGAUUUGCAUAAAACUGCUGUUGAUGGUUUUUGCACACCUUUUGUGUCCAUGAGUUAAGAUUUGAAAGGGAAGUCCAACACUCGCCUGAGUGUUGCUGGUAUGUUCUUCAAUCAAUUAUGAUCAUUUUGUCUUUGUAAAAAGUUUGAGUUCUUUUUUUUUGUUUAUUGUCAAAGUUAGAUGGACUUCAGCAGAGCACAUGAAAAUCAAAUAUGAUAUAUGAUGCCGUUGUGGUCGGAGGUUUACUUCCGUUGAUCAGGGUAAUGAAAAUCAUUUGACCCCUUAAUGAUUAUUAAAUGUAUUUUUCUGUGUUGGAAAAA